UACGUGUCCGGUGCUAAUCGUAAUCCGGCUCUCGCGCAUCGUAAAAUCGCGCGAUCGCCGAUCUCUUCUGCUCCGUCGUCGUCUUCUUCUUCUCCAUCGCCAUUGCCUCCUCUCUCUCUGUCUCUCUCUCCCGCGUCGCGUGCUAGAGAGCCGAAACGCGGAGGCAUUUCGGCCGAACAGCCGCCGUCCCCCGCCGCCGCGACCCGGACCCCGAACCCGUCCUAGCCUCCCCAGAUUCGGGAUGGAUGCAUCUGGUUUAAUGGUACAGAAAAGUGAUGAUGACCAAAAAGGAUUGAAGGUUCUACUUGAUGCAUUUGGUUCUGUCUUUUCUCUGGAAGAGAUUGCUUCUGCUUACUGCAAGGCGCGCAGGAAUGCAGAUGACGCAGGUUAUAUAUUGAGUGACAUGAAGGGAAGCCCCGUUGCAUCUACCACCGAUAAUACUCAUUGUGUUGCAAAAAGCGAACUGUCUGAAGAAUUUUCCUGUGGUAACAUUUCUGAGAAGUUGGUUCAGGGUGAUGGAAAUCCCGGAUCUUCAAAAGAAAAGUGGCGUCCUAUUUCUGUUGGUACCGUUUCAAGUGUUAUCGAUAAAGAUUAUGUCAGGUCCACAUCCUUGGCAAAUGGAUCUUGUAUGGCAGCAAAACCUUUGAAACUGGACUCCAAGGUGUUGCCAGCAUCUGAGCUUUCAGGCAAAGAUUCCAAACUGGAUGCUUGUAAGGAUGAUCAAAUGCACCGGGACAUGGAAGAUUUUCUGUUUAAAAUGCUGGGAGAGGGCUUUCAGCUCGAUAGGGAUGUCAUUCGAGAAGUUCUUGGUAAAUGUGGAUAUAAUAUGGAAAAGAGCAUGGACAGACUAUUUGAUUUGUCAGCCGCAGUUUCAAAGAGAGGAAACAACUUUCUCGGCAAGUCUAAGAAGGAAGUACUUCAAAGUCAAAAAGAGAUGCGAAGUGCAGAUAAUUCAGAAAGUGUUCCAGGUACAUAUGGAGGUAAAUUGAACAGAGAGCGGAGACAGAGAAGCAAUCUCGAAGAAGAAAUUUUGGCUUCAUUAUUCAAUAAUUCUGGGAGACAAACAGAGUCAUCUAGCCCCGUAAAAGCUGUCAAGAGGUCUAAAGCAUAUGGUCAAGUGGUGGCUACACCUCUUCCAGAUUCUUUUCUACUUGACAAGAAGGAUAUAGUAGAUUUUCAACAAGAUAGUAAUGCGGAUGUGGAAGAUCUAGAUGAAGAGGAUAGCUACGAGGUUCUUCGUAGAGCUGUGGAGGAAUAUAGGGCUACUAUGAGGGAGUAUUAUAAGGCUGCCGUUGAAGCAUUUGCUAAGGGUGAUCAUGCUCGGGCAGGCAAACUUUUAGAAAAGGGACGCUUCUUCUGCAAAAAGGCUCGUGAAGCUGAUGAAGAGUCCUAUCAGAAGAUAUUUGAAACAAGAAAUAAAAAUACAGCAGACUUUAUGUUGCUUGACUUGCAUGACCACGGUGCCAAAGAGGCAAUACGUCUUCUUAAGCGCCACCUUUUGUCACUGGCUGGCAUCCCAACAUUCAACUAUCUUAAAGUAAUCAUCGAAACAAAUGAGGAAGAUGUCUCAAAAGGGGCUCGUAAGCGGCUGGUUAUGAAAUUUUUGGAGAAGGAAUCGAUUCAAUGGACUGAAGAAGGAAAUGCUGGAAUAAUUCUUAUUCCCCUGACUAAUAUAAAUCCAAAACUUUUGAGUUUUGCCAAAUAGAUUUUUGCUUGGACUUCAGUUGGUUGCCAAAACACGCGAUGAAGGUAAACAAGGAAGUAAAUUAUGUAAGUGAAAGAGGAUUGGGGGUCUCUCUAUUUUGCCAAGGCCUCUCAUUAAGAGGAAUUAAAGGCGUCAUUGGCGGAUGGCGCGUAAUUUUGGUCUUGUUUUCUAGGACACUGAUUAGUUGUUUGUAUUUGUAGCCAGAAACCGAGUUAAGAGGUCUGCCAUUCACUUUUGUUUUCAUCGAGUUGAGGGAAUUAGAGUUCCAAAUGAAGAUAUUGAGGAUGGUGUUGAAGCUUAUUCAUGUCAAACCGUUUGAUCAAGUAAAAGAAGGGCAUUCUUCAUUUGCUAUCUUUUAUGUAGAUGAUCUUCAGCUUUUGUGGAGCCCUAUAUGGAUAACCUUUUAUUUUCUGGUGAAAAAUCUUUUGUGUA
Syzygium oleosum is the source of this 2137-nucleotide messenger RNA. Its product is annotated as putative nuclear RNA export factor SDE5. Bases 242 to 1705 code for a protein of 487 amino acids. The transcript has 12 exons. Lineage: Eukaryota; Viridiplantae; Streptophyta; Magnoliopsida; Myrtales; Myrtaceae. The record is from RefSeq and is a predicted model, not a curated record.